This is a messenger RNA of Trichoplax adhaerens, 1011 nucleotides long. RefSeq lists its product as uncharacterized. Lineage: Eukaryota; Metazoa; Placozoa; Uniplacotomia; Trichoplacea; Trichoplacidae. The transcript has 3 exons. Gene Ontology annotation, molecular function: stearoyl-CoA 9-desaturase activity; iron ion binding. The record is from RefSeq and is a predicted model, not a curated record. Gene Ontology annotation, cellular component: endoplasmic reticulum membrane. Gene Ontology annotation, biological process: unsaturated fatty acid biosynthetic process. Bases 1 to 1011 code for a protein of 336 amino acids.
AUGGCGCCCUUACCCUUAACAAGUACUAGAACAUUGAUAACCAAGGAAGGAGAAUUUGACCUCGACUUCGUAAAAGAGGCUGCACAAGAUGAAGUUAAGCCGCAUCCAGGAAAAUACCAUACCAUUGGUAUAUUAUAUCAUACAUACUAUCACAUACUGGCAUGUGUGGGCUUUUACCAUCUCUUCUAUCUCAAAUGGCAGUCCCUUCUUUGGGUGAUCUUUUAUCAUUAUUGUGGUAUCAUUGGAAUCGGUACUGGCGUUCAUCGGCUGUAUUCCCAUAGGGCUUUCAAAGCAACUGUUCCAUUAAGAAUUUUACUACUCUUCAUGUACGCCAUCGCUAAUGGGAUAAGUGCCUUUUCGUGGAGUCGUGACCAUCGCGUUCAUCAUAAAUAUUCCGAUACUGAUGCUGAUCCCCACAACGCCAAGCGCGGAUUAUUCUACUCUCACUUUGGCUGGUUACUUCUUCAUAAACACCCUGAAGUGAUAAAUAAAGGCAAAAAUAUCAACCUCGAUGAUUUAUACAAUGAUCCCAUUCUAAUGUUCCAUCACCGUCACUAUACCUUGAUCCGAUUCAUCACCUGCAUAGUCAUUCCAAUCUUCGUUCCAACUUACUUUUGGGGAGAGUAUUGGCUGUACGCUUGGACCGCUGGUCAUGGUCUUGUUCAAGUCUUCACUAGCCACUGUUCCUAUACUGUAAACAGCUUAUCUCAUCAGUUUGGUAUGAAACCGUAUGACACAAGCUACCUUGCUUCAGAAUGUAGAUUAUCGAAUGGUCUUACGCUCGGGGAAGGUCAUCAUAACUAUCAUCACGCUUUUCCAUACGACUACUCGCAUGGUGAAUUUAACAGCUUCUUACUACCUUUCAACCUUUUCCGCCUUCCUAAUGGCUCGACUACCUUUAUUGAAACUUGCGCUCUCUUGGGCUUAGCAUACGAUUUGCGUCGACCACCGAAAGAGAUGGUAUUGCGUAGAAUGAACAGAACCGGUGAUGGAAGCCUGAAAGUGGAAUAA